CCAUCCGACGGUCCAAAGUCUCUGCCUUUGACUCUCUCUCUCUCUCUCUCACCCCCUUCGCUUCUACCCACCCACCACAUCCCAAUAACCCAAGAUUUCCCAAACCCACUCAUCAGAUCUCUAUACUCCUCCUUCUCCGAUUGCCAUCUUCUCUCAAACCCGGAUUUAUGGUUGAGGCUCGUAUUUUCUAGUAAUUUUGGAGCUGAAGGAGUAGAUCAAUAUGCCGUGGACGUCCUCUUGUGUGAAUUUUAGCCGGAAGUGUGUUCGAUUGGUGGUGUUCUUUCGUGUCAUACUGUAAUUAAAUCUGUUCCUGCCAACUCUUUUGCUUUGUGAAGGCUUUCUGUGAUUGACUGUUUCUAAUUUAGCAGCUGCUUUUAGAUUGAGAAUGUAUAGGGCAGUUACCCUGAAAAGAUAUCGAGCAGUGAAGGAAGUCGGGAAAAUUAAAAUGAGUGUCGGGAUAAUUGCUUAUUACCAACUGAUGCAAGUUUGCCAGGCUGAGUAUUUCCGGCAGUUGCUCAAACCUGUUACGUAGUCUUAGUGUAGUAAAAGCCUUGGGUCUUGGGAUUGAUUACCUCUGAUUAUUCUCGCACAUUAGAUGGCAGUAUAGCAGCUAUGAAUCGUUGAUUCCGAUAGUGGUUAAUUUGGAAUUGGCAACUCUUUCUGUGCUAGAUCCUUGUUAGGCCUGUGAUUUAGUCUAUUUGUCAUCUUGGGAACAUUCAUAGGAUAGAUAAUUGAAAAUUCCCCUAUUGUACUUUCUUGUCCCCCCCUCAAAAGCCACUGAUAUUCCUGUUAGUGAACUUGUUUAUUAAAAGCAGCACUCAUGCAGAGCGACCAACAACUUUUCCCUCAAAAUUCACUGUUCCCCAUUUCUGAUCAAGUGGGUGGUAGCUGCAUGCAUAAUGCUCUGAACACAUCUGGCUUCGGUGGGGCAGUUUUACCUACAGGUGUAAGCCACUCAAAGCCCUUUCAUGGACUUGAAUUUCAACCCUCAGAGGUCUGCCCUAAGAACUUCAUUAUUUUCAACCAGACUGAGAACAGGAGCCAAAUUAUGUUCCACCCAGCAGUUGCGCCCAGACUCUGUUAUCCUGGUAUAAAUAUGUGUUCAUCAUAUUUCAAUGACAAUGUCGAGAAAGAUAAAAAUAUUGAAGAACUUCCUUCAUCCUUGGAAGAAGAUUCCGAUGACAUUGAUGCACUGCUAAGCUUGGAAGAGGAAGAAUAUGAUGAAGAGGAGGUCAGCACAGCUCAUACACUUGGAAAUUAUGAAAGUGACUCCUCCGAUUCUUGCUCUAAUUAUGGCUCGAAACCCAGAAAGAGCAGAAGGCCGCCUCAUUUACAGAAUUUGUCUGGCAGUGGCAGCAGUUGUAACAGUGAAAGGAAGCGGAAGAAAAUGCGAGAAAUGGUGAAGGCACUUAGAGGAAUCGUGCCUGGGGGCAACAAGAUGAGUACUGUUGCGGUUCUUGACGAAGCUGUCAAGUACCUCAAGUCCCUGAAUGUAGAAGUGCAGAAGGUUGGAGUAGAUAACCUGGAGAAACAAAGAAAAGGUUGAACCUUUGAUCCGGUAACUGUGAUUGCAACUCCUUGUUUUUGCUCUAUUACUACUCCUCUCUUUUUGUCUCUCUAUGAGCAGGUGGCUAUACGAAGGGUGAUUGAUGAUGCAGCGUUCUGCUGCAUGCAUGUAUGUGCACAUGUGAUCUUGCCAGAAAUAUUGUCCAGACUUGUGGAGGAAACAAUAAAUUUCUAGCAGUAUGGUUUAUCUUGCUUCAUGUAGGACUUGAGCUGUGUUGAAUGUUAUAUAUAACUUUUCGUGUAAUAACUCAACUCCAAUGCUUUCUCAACAAUAUGUAGUUUUCAUUC
Messenger RNA from Diospyros lotus (date-plum), 1854 nucleotides. RefSeq names its product transcription factor bHLH144. The coding region runs from base 821 to 1546 and encodes 241 amino acids. Lineage: Eukaryota; Viridiplantae; Streptophyta; Magnoliopsida; Ericales; Ebenaceae. Gene Ontology annotation, molecular function: protein dimerization activity. The record is from RefSeq and is a predicted model, not a curated record. The transcript is spliced from 4 exons.